Molecule: messenger RNA, 712 nt
Organism: Leptopilina boulardi
Lineage: Eukaryota; Metazoa; Arthropoda; Insecta; Hymenoptera; Figitidae
Exons: 2
Coding region: 265-519 (84 amino acids)
Source: RefSeq, a predicted model, not a curated record
ACUCUACAUUCGUAUCGACUUCGGCGGUAGGGGAUUCCCGCGCUUAACAAUUUCGUCUUCCGUAGAUCCCUGAGUUGUUGUGAUUCAUCGCCAUUUUUAGAAGGGAAUAGGAUAUGUAUUUCUGUUAGUAGCAUUCAAUCCUUCACACCCUUCACACUGAAAAGAAAAGUCGUUAUAUAUAUAUUUUUUUCUGACAUUCAGAAAAUAAUUUAAAUAUUAUUUUUUCAUCGUAUUUCUAUUUGAAUUCGAUUAAUUUAUAACAAAAUGAUAAACCGAAAAUUGACAAUUUUAAUCGUGUUGGCAUUGGCAAAUUUAACAACGGCAGGACCUUUAGCUGCUGGUAUUUGUUAUGGAGGAUGUGCACUAGUUGUAUGCGCCUGCUUUUCAGCAGCAGGAUUUACAUUUGGCACAGUACCUGGAGCUCAAAUAGCUGCUGUGCCAGCACUCGCAGCUUGUAAUUCAGCGUUUGGGUCCUGUAUGGCGCUGUGUUCGGCAGCUGUUGUAGCGCCAACUCCAUGAAAUGGAAAAAAAAGUUAAUAGAAGUCAUCAAACAAUUUCAAUGACUUUUUUUUAAAAUUAAUCAUACUUCAAUCACCAUUAACAAAUAAAUUGUGACUAAAGUUUGCUUAUAUUUCAAAGCAAUUUUAAAAAAAUAUAAUCCAUUUUAUUUUAAAACGUUUUGUAUUGUAUUAAAAAAAUUUAAAAACUCUUA